Molecule: messenger RNA, 438 nt
Organism: Prunus armeniaca (apricot)
Lineage: Eukaryota; Viridiplantae; Streptophyta; Magnoliopsida; Rosales; Rosaceae
Source: the annotation of a GenBank genome assembly
AUGCGCACUGCCCAACACGGGUUCGGAUAUGCACCACUCAACGUGGGUUCACAAGCACAUUACCCCAUGUUGACUCAUUUGGGAGUUGAUAAUGCACAACUCACAUUAACCAAAAGUGGCGAAAGUGGACAUAAGAAGUGCAAAGUGAGGCUUGCAUCCCAAGUCUGUCAUCAGGUACCCAUCCCUCUCUCAUUUGAUUUCAAAGAAGUGUUGCUUGGAGAUUUAUUUAUCUUGUGUGCGGAGAAAAGCCAAGAACUUGUGGAAGACAUUCUUAUUGUAAGAAUUUCUGCUCCAAGAGGGGGCCAUGUUAAAGUGAGAGAGAUCACAAAGGCAUCAAAUUGGGACGUUAGUGUGUUGGAGAUGAUGGAGCUAAAACAGCCGCCAUUCACCGACAAAGAUAACUUUACAUUAUGGCAAGAAGGAGGAGGAACACCCUAG